UUGAAGCAGCGUCCGGAGGAGACCAGCAGCAGAAAACCGACCUGAGUGCGAUAUGAACGGUUCUCAGCUCACGGAGCUCCCGGACGACUCAGAGCAGCUGAGGCCGCAUGUGGUGAGCCUGAGGCGGGCAGCCCUGCAGGCCGAUGAUCUGUCCGCUGUGGAAACGUUUUCCGACGGCUUCCUCAUCAGAUUCCUCCGCGCCAGAGACUUUGACCUGACGCUCUCUCUGAAGGUACAGAACCUGCGUCUCCCAGCUGGAAGCCCAGCCAGCAGGAAGGUCUUGUUAUUAGAUGGGUGUAUGUGUGCGUGGUCUUGGCCUUUGUGUUGUCAUGUGAUGAAAUGGGGACCGACCCAGGGUGCACUCUGUCUCUCACCUAUUUGCAGUUACAUUUAUCCAAAAGAACUAAUGCUACAUGUCCUUUCUGCAGGGCAGUGGAACCCAAAAGAUUGGUCAGCCUUCCAGGUGUUCAGGGUCAGCCUGAUGACAUCAGAAAUCAUCUCCAGGGAGACAGAGACACAGAGGCGAGGUUUGAAGGCGAUAUUUGACCUGAAGGGGUGGAGUUUGGGCCAUGCCCUGCAGAUUAACCCUUCCCUUGCCAGAAAGAUAUCCUCUGUGCUUUCGGACUCUUUUCCACUAAAAGUCAGAGGAAUUCAUUUGGUUAAUGAGCCGAUGUUCUUCCGUCCAGUCUUCGCUAUGAUCCGUCCCUUUCUACCAGAUAAGAUCAAACAGAGGGUUCAUAUGCAUGGUACAGACUUUCACCGUACUUUAAGUGACUUCUUCUCACCAGAUGUUCUCCCUCCAGAGUAUGGAGGAGAGGGUUUGGGAAUAGAAGAAGUCUGUCAGGCUUGGACCCAGGAACUGUUUCAAUCUGAGAGCCUCUUGAAACAGAUUGCUUCCCACCCAACAGGAGACAUUUCCACAAAUACCGGAGACGCUUUGAUCUCACAGGAAAAUGAGACAAUGACACUCACCGAAGGCUGAUGUUUGGGACCGUGAUAACUCGGUUGUGUUGGUGUAAAAUGGAUAGAUAAGUUGUUGGCUGGGUGACAGCAUGACUAAAGUCAGAUCUGCUUUAUACCUUUCAGGACCAAAUCAUCUGAGUGAUGGUAUGUUUUAGUGAAGUUUACUUUUGAAUUAACAGUCUUCUUGUUACAUUUUUAGUUCAAAUUCUGAUCAAGAGGAUGAAGUUGCAACAAAAUUACUCCGAUAAACAUCAACUAGAAGAUGUUGAUGUCAGGAUUAUGUCUGGGCAGCCUGGGAUUAAUCUCAGGUCCAGAAAGUAAAGCUACUAUUUCUGAUUCUCAUUUGAUGCACUAAUAAAGUAUUUAGGUUUUUACACCUGGUUGGCUUUGAACCACACAGUUAUGGAAGUCUCAAACGCUGAACUCUGUCCAGUCUGUUAUACCUGGAGGAAGCUUGGUAUACAAUCUGCCUCAAUCUUCAAUGUUAAUAACAAUUGAUUUAUAUCCAAGUCACUUUCUAAUGCAAAUGUGACAUGUUAAAAGAACAGAAAAUAUUAUGUUAAAAUGUUAAAAGAACAAUGUCAUUUUCUUCUUGAAACUCUAGAGAAGAGAACAAACUUGUCUGUUCUUGAAUAGCCCUGCUCUCAUAUGCUGUUAGCUUGAACUUCUACAAAAAUAAAAACCUUCAUCAGACAGAAUCUUUCCACCAAAUUUAAGUUUUCAACUGCUGUUUCAGUCAGUGCUUUUAAUAUGAGUCUGUGAAAUGAAGGUGUGAACUUUAAGAUUAGCACCCUGUUAUCUAAAUUUAAAACUUCUUUUCAAAUAAGAUUGGAAGUUGUUGUCCAGUUGUAUAGCAGAGUUGGCUAACAAAGACUGUGUUUACUAGGAAGCCUCCACACUUUUCAAUUCGUUUUGAGGUAUAUGUGAUGAUGAUGAUAAGUUUAAAAUGGAAAUAAGAAAAUAAGACACUUUAUAAGUGUUGUGACUGGGCAACCAUCAGUCACUAAUAAUGUUAAUUAGCAGUAGCUGUUCAAAACAGAGACCCAGAUGGAAAAAGCCACUGUUCAUUUGUGCACUGAAAGCACAAACGAAAAAAAAAAUUCAGAAAAAAUAUUACAAUAUUUACCAAGAAUAUUGCAAAGUCAG
Molecule: messenger RNA, 2109 nt
Organism: Poecilia reticulata (guppy)
Lineage: Eukaryota; Metazoa; Chordata; Actinopteri; Cyprinodontiformes; Poeciliidae
Source: RefSeq, a predicted model, not a curated record